Molecule: messenger RNA, 1542 nt
Organism: Malassezia pachydermatis
Lineage: Eukaryota; Fungi; Basidiomycota; Malasseziomycetes; Malasseziales; Malasseziaceae
Product: arsenite-resistant protein asr2
Exons: 2
Coding region: 1-1542 (513 amino acids)
Biological process (GO): primary miRNA processing; mRNA processing
Cellular component (GO): nuclear body
Molecular function (GO): nucleic acid binding
Source: RefSeq, a predicted model, not a curated record
AUGAGUGAGCAUGCUCACCGGACUGGCGAAGCUCUUCCCACGCAAGAAGAAUGGAUCCAAAAGUACAAGAACUAUCGUGUUGAAUAUAAAUGGCAGGCCCUCUGGUCGUACUUCUUGCAUCAUCAAGGCGACGAGUGGUUCAAGGAGAAAUAUUCACCUGACGUGCGGUUUCAGGAAGCGCGUAAACAACGUCGCCGCGCUGGUCGCAUAGGGCAUAAAAAAGCGUGGCUGAAUGAGCUGCGCGCAGGCGUGUUGGACCAUGUAUGUUUUGAUUUGAAGGCUAGUUCAAGUACACAGCCGACAUCGAUGUAUACUGUGACGAACCGAUAUGGCAACGAGAAGCAUUAUGAUACCGACAUACUAACGAUCCCACCUGACUCAGAGCAUCAAUUGCUGGUGCGCACAUGGCCACCUGAUCUUCCACGCGUAGAACUGGAAGACCAUUUGCGCACAUGCCCUGGGUUUCGUUACGUGGCACUUUUAGAGCCGAUCCCGCAGCGGCGAUACCACCGUGCGGGCAUUGCCGUGUUUGAACCAGGAACAGAUAUGCGCGAAGCGAUUCGCAGGCUGGAUGGCAAAAUGUUCGGCGACUUUAUGCUGCAUUUGGCUGUUAUGGACCGGCCUUCUAACAGUCGUCUGCGCAUCGCACCUGCCUCGACAAAUACCCUAUCACGCCUCACGACCGACUUGGCCCGUGCAAAGAAGUUGCUCGUCAAGAUGGAAGACGAAGAUCGUACUUCCCUGUUUGCGGACGAAUUCCUCGUGGGAGGUGAUACAUGGACCUGGCUUGGCGUAUCGCUGUGCGACGAAAUUGCCGCGCAUCUGCAGCGCCUAGCGCCCCGCGAUGCUGAUUCUGACAAAGAGAAGCGUGUGCAGCUGAAAAAGGCCUUGGAUCUGCACCUGGAUGCGCUUCGGCGUGUAUACCAUGUGGACUAUUACCUCUGUCUCCAGUGCGAUUCGCGUGAAGAACUAGAGCGACGUAGUGCUUGCCACGUGCGUCGCCAGCCAGCCGAGGUGGAUGAGGAGGCGACAUAUGUCGACGUGGAGCAUUGGUGGUUGGACCACCAUGAUACGAAAAUCAAGCUGUUUCUCGAUCCUGCGCAUGUGUUGCCGAUGGUAGGAGGCAUUGAUCGUGAUGCGUUGGAAGAGUCGCUUACGUCGCAGUACAUUGUGCAGCUGGACGAGGGUAAGUUUCAAUGCACAGUGCCUACAUCGCAUGGCGCUUGUGGCAAGCUGUUCAAGGCUGCUGGGUUUACACGCAAACAUAUCCGCAAUCGUCAUACCCACUGGCUCGAAGAGCGUGGGGGCGAUCGGUACGCAUUUGCCUCGUAUUUUAAUUCGUACUUGUGUGAUCCCAUGCGCAUGAUGUCGACAAAUGGACCUAAAGAUGGCAAGAGUGAAGAUGUACCUCGGCCAGCAAGUCCACUACGAGCCGGUGAGCGCGCAGUCCAGCAGCGUGCCGCGCCACGAUCCUCGCGGCCUGGAUGUUAUCAAGACUUGGACGGCGCUGCCAGCGGCGAGAUUACAGAAUUGCAGUACUAA